CGGUCGCACACCAAGUAAAAUGGCAACUCGAGACGACGAUUAUUUUGCCUCAAGCUCGUUCCCGCACCGUCAAACCGUGCAGGAUGCGAACGAACCUCCGCCUUCAUACAGUGAGGUUAUGGAAGGAGAGAGGAAAACCGGCUCCAUUACCGCCAAUGUGAACGAUAACGCAGCCAUGGCCCUCAACGCUGGUUUCCCUGGCGACCACCUCGAGCCCACAGCGCCACCUGACGAGGACGAGGGUGACUGUGAAGAAGGAAUACCGUUUUUUCCGGGCGUACAUGUUGCUCCUUUAAACAAUGACUCUCGUGACAUUCACGACAGAGCGCAACAAACACGUCCCGACACAAUUCCUCCAAAGAAAUCUCCUCCAAAGGAAAUUCCUGGCCCACUGGGAAAUCCCCAUCCACAGCACUAUAAUGCACCACUUCAUGCCCAGCAGACGAUGCUGACGUUCUCACCUGACUGUGAAAAGGGACUCAUUACGACACUAGCGCUCAGAAAUGGUGCACAGCACCACCUAUCGUUUGACGACAGAAGCUACAGUACUAGUAGCAGUUUGGGCAGCUUACAGAGUUUCAAUGGGUGCUGUAACUGCAAGAGGAAGGCAAAAAUUGUGUGUACUUUGAUUGGUAUCGUUUGUGCUUGCAUUACAUUUUUUGUGUUUCUAAUGCAGUUUUUGGCUCAGAAAAAUUAGUACACCACCAGAAGGCUGUACAUGAAAAUUAAACGGAGAGGAGUGGAGGACCUUUUUUGACGCCCUGGACGCCCAACGGCGUAAAGGGAGAUAGUAGUAGGCCUAGAAGUAAAUAUUACACAUAAAUAUAGUAGUAGUAGACACGUCAAGGUAUCAUGCAUAUCACACAUCAAUGGGGUGCAUUUAUUGUGAUGUAACGCAAAAUUUUUAAGAACAUGCAGUAUAAAAGACCGCCAGCGGUUUUUCUUUCACUUAAGAAGAUUCCACUUUCUCACAAGUAUAAAAUUAAGAUUUGGCAAUGUGAUGUAAAUAAUGUAAAUCGUGUGUACAUAAAGGAGUUUUAUUUUUUAUAAAUAAUGUAAAUCGUGUGUACAUAAAGGAGUUUUAUUUUUUAUUUAAAGAAACACGUGUAAUCCAAGAACAUAAGAGAGCUGUGAAAUAAACUUUACUGAGUCAAUCGGUGAGUUACACAAUGGAUUAUUUAUUUCAAUAUAAUGUUUAAAAUCAUUAUGUGAUCUCGUUACUCAUUUCUUAGAAAAUGAGCUAAGUGAUUAAAAAAAAAA
This is a messenger RNA of Lingula anatina, 1260 nucleotides long. RefSeq lists its product as uncharacterized. NCBI's taxonomy places the organism in Eukaryota, Metazoa, Brachiopoda, Lingulata, Lingulida, Lingulidae. The record is from RefSeq and is a predicted model, not a curated record.